Messenger RNA from Agrilus planipennis (emerald ash borer), 423 nucleotides. RefSeq names its product NADH dehydrogenase [ubiquinone] 1 alpha subcomplex subunit 5 (gene ND-13B). Gene Ontology annotation, biological process: respiratory electron transport chain. The record is from RefSeq and is a predicted model, not a curated record. The coding region runs from base 103 to 423 and encodes 106 amino acids. Lineage: Eukaryota; Metazoa; Arthropoda; Insecta; Coleoptera; Buprestidae. The transcript is spliced from 2 exons.
AAAGUAGUAAUAUUUAGUAAGCUUUGUAACCUCAAAAAUUACGUAAAUCUAUCAAAUCAAAAAUAAUUUACAAAUAAGCAAGUUUUAUUAUAGUAACCAGCAAUGGCUGGAAAUCUUAAAAAGUCAACCUAUAUUACAGGUUUAGCUGUUGCUAAGACACCUCAUCAUACGUUGGGUGCGCUUUAUAAUAAAAUUUUACGUGUUUUACAAAAAAUGCCAGAAGAUGCAGCUUACAGGAAGUAUACAGAAGAAGUUAUAAAUGAAAGAUCAUCAAUUUUAAAAUCUACAAAAGAUAUUAGCGAAAUUGAAAAGAAAAUUUGUUCUGGACAAGUAGAAGAACUUAUAGUUCAAGCCGAAAAUGAACUACUUUUAGCUAGAAAAAUGCUCAUAUGGAAACCAGUACAAAAAAAAUAUACUAUCUAA